Marchantia polymorpha subsp. ruderalis is the source of this 1732-nucleotide messenger RNA. Lineage: Eukaryota; Viridiplantae; Streptophyta; Marchantiopsida; Marchantiales; Marchantiaceae. The record is from the annotation of a GenBank genome assembly.
CCCUGCCCCCGCUCGUCUAUAUAUAUGCGCUCUUUUCCCCUCAUCUCAAACUACUUGUCUUCUGUCUCUUGCGCACCCUCGUCUCCCAUAUCUCUCUCACGCACUCUCUCUCUCUAUCUAUACAUCCAGCAAUUCCUUUUCCAAUAUUCAAAUCUGCACAAGCCGAAUUCGGUCUCUCACUGCACUACAUCUACCACUGCCACUUCUGAUUCGGAGUUCCAAGUCCCAACAGCAACUCGGGCAUCCUUCCUUCCAUCUCCCAGAGCCUCGCUCGCCCGCUCGCACCCUCCCUCCAUCGCCACAGCUCUCUCGCCCUCCCUGUCUGAGCAUCUGCAUACUGUCCCCGCUGCUGCACCUCCGGUCCUCGGCCAAGUGUGCACUCGGACUCGUAUCGUGCUCGCUGGGUGUCAAAUCGUGCGCAGCCCUCGCGCGCCGGUUCAAAUUUCCCGUAAAGAACAAUUGAGUGCUUGGACUGAAAACCCGUGAAUGCGAUCGGUCUUGGCUCGAAAUUUUGAAUUGUUCCAAGCUCGGUGACAAGUGGCCUCGGGAUUUUCUGCGGGUUCAGGGACGUAGUAGUGCAGGCAGCAGAGUUGAGGGACUUGAGGAAAUGGAGUCUGUUGUUGGCCAGAAGCGAUCCAGAGACGAGGCAUUGGAAGCGCUCGUAGAGGAUUAUGCUCCCCAGGGAAAGAAACCUUGCGAGAAAUUGGACUCGGUGGGCGAGAACUGCCCUCUCGCACCGGCCUCGGACUCGGAGGAUCAUGAACAUCCCUGCCUCUCAUCCACUGGCGACCUCUCCUCGAAGGCCAUGAUGGCCGCGGAUGAGGAUGUUACAGACAGUAAACUAGCGUACAUGGCAGAAACUCUGAGAAGCCUGGAGGAAGAGCUUGGAGUGUCCGGGGAUCAGACUGAUUUCUUGAUGCCCGCCGCCUCCAUCGACGAGCUCUCGGGCACUGGCUUGGUCGCAGGCUGGGGCGACGUCAUAUGGAGCACAGACGACGGACUCGCCGGUGUGAAUGAUGACGUGAAUGAUGUGAUUCGCUCCGGCGAGGUUGGAUGUUCGAGCGAAAGCAAUCCAGGACUGUCGGACUGUCUGUCCAGUGAAAAUUCGUCGGUCUUGAUCGAAGGUGACAAUUGCGACACUAGUGCUAGGACCUCCUCCACCUCACAGCAGAAGAACGAGAAAUACAAUCCGGUCGACAUUGGGUUCCUGCUCGAGGCCUCUGACGACGAGCUCGGCAUUCCUCCCAGCCCAACCUCUGAGAAGGACCAAUCGUCCGAGCUCGAGCAAGAAACUCUCGCGUCCGAGAGCUCGGCCGAAAUUUCUGUCAAAGGCACGGACGUCGAUACCAGUGGAAAUCUCCAGGACGCCGUCAGCUGGGCGCUCGAAGGCGGAGGUGAUAACAUGGGCUACGACACUGGCAUUGACGACUGGAUGAUGGGAAGCUUGGACUUCAUGAUCAUGGACGGCCAAUCUGCAUACUCGACGGUUUUGCCUCUCGUGGAGGCCGGCAUAGCUCUGUAGGAAAAUGGAAUUCACGGCGUAGGCCUGGUGGGCUUGUAAAUUUCAGUAUAGGGUGGAUCCAAAUUUUGAAUAGUUAGAUAGCUGUGAAUUCUGUAAAGGUCCUCAAAAGUCACAGGGGUCACAUUGAACCCCCUUUUGAUAUCAACAAAGUGUACACGACAUUGGUCAUAGAAUUUCAAUGAGGAAUAGCAAUCGCUGCUUAUCUCAGAG